CCCACCUCCACAACAUUUAAAUGCAAUUGUGAAAUUAAAUCCGUACCCAUUCGGAAGCCAUGUCUACCUUUGGAGCUGAUGUUGACCAGGUUUGGCCAGCGGUCACCGGGGACUCCCAACCACUGACCGAUUUUGGAUGCAAAUUGCUAAAGGAAUGCCGGCAGGUAAAGAAGCCUGUUGCUGGAGACAAUGAGGCGGGAAAGCUUAUGUCCAGAUCCGAGGAGUUUCCUCUGGAGUUCGGCGUAGAAAGCGUCCGCGUGAAGAGACAAUCUCCUCUGCGGCUGAGCAAGAUUAACGAGGAGGUAGCAUCUGUUUAUCCGGUUCUACAUGAACGUACCUUGGGCCUGUAUCUGCAGUACCUCGAGCACAAGUGCCACUGGGGGAACUCCGUGGAGAAGCCUAUUUACCGGGCAUUGUCCCUUUGCGGAUUCGUACAGCGCCUGCUGGAGAAGCGCUGUGCCAGCUUCUUUGCUCGCAACGACAAGUUUCUGCUGCUGAGCCGUGAGACCGGGGCCAGUGGAUUUGAAUCCGUGGGUACAUUGUCAGAGAAGGAACCUCUGGUGUUGGCCGAUGUGCUAAGCUAUGACGAUAUCAAGAUGUCUGCCUUGCUCUCCGUGAGCUCUCAUACGGAGUUCAUCAACGAGGGCGAACGAAGCAACUGCGGCCGCGUAGAUCGGGACUCCAAGACUUUGGAGCGGAGCGGGGUCAUAGUGGGCAUGAUUGGAGCCCGGUUGUCGCGGCGCAAUCUCAUGGAAUUCCAGGACAUUGUCAUCGCACGCCAGCAGAACUCGCGACAAAAUGGUUACGGGAUGGCUUUGGAUGAGCCGGUUAGAACGCGGGAGGAGGACUACCGGCGUCUGUGGCGCGGGUUUUAUGCCACUAGAGAUCUCAUCCAUGGCGAGGCUGUCAUCAACAACAAGCGAUUCGGACCCUCGCGGAAUAAGCAAGACGUCUUUGACAAUCUGGUGAUGAAGCGGCGGUACGCCAUCAGCUUCGACAUGCUGCUGCUGGAGGGGCAAGCAAGAGCAGAGCGUGUCAAAAAGUUGGCCUACAUCCAUGUGGUGGGCUUUGGCCUAGGCGUGUGGAAGGCUGCUGCUCAGCAGGAGCGCAUCUUCUUGGAGACCUUCGAACAACGCAUGCGCACGCUGGGCAACAGGCUCAGAAACGUAGGCCUCGUACACUUCUCCUGGUUUUCGAUCACCGAUUGCGGCGGUCUGCGCAACGGUUCGCUUGUAGAGAUCCCUGGCCAUCCUGAAGACGGCAUCAGGGUGCUCAUAUCCAAACGCAAUCCGGCACAGAAGUUGACUGAACCUGAGCAUGUCGGAAUGCUGCUAGUUGUGUCCUAUGCUUGGGAUGGCAACGCACUGCCGGGUAAUGAAUUCUGGAUGAAAAUGCUAAAAUCGACAGGCGACUCCUCUACGGCUUGCUCCACUUUGGUAGCCGAACUGCACAAUCCGUAUAUCAACACGGAGUUCUGCAAUGGUAACAACCUGCACAUCGCCUCUCCGGAGCACGGCGUGCUACAUAUAGCAGAAUAUGCCCGGCGGGUGAUCCGAGGCGAGAGUGACGGCUGAUGAUACGUGGAUCUCUGCUAGCUAUCUAAUCUUAUCUAAUCGUGAAUGCCUAGCUACUGUUUUAUUCCACACUUGCUGUAGGUCAAUUCCAUGACCUUUUGACGGAAGCAUGACAGCUUCUUCUAAUACUAGGGAUCUAUUAUUAUAUUUUCGUUUUUUCAACAGGAAACUUUGAUUUAAUCAAAGAAUUUUCAUCUAGUUUUUCACUAUCUUUAAGUUGAGCCACGAAAAUGCCUUCUGAAGAGCAGGAUAAGAGGAUCGUCACCUUGAUUUGACCUUUGUAGAGUUCUUAAAACCAAAGUAAAGUAAAUUAAAGGUUGGUUUAACCAGUUUUAUGUUUGUAAAAAGUGUAAAUACAUUAUAAAUGCUAUGCCA
Molecule: messenger RNA, 1949 nt
Organism: Drosophila eugracilis
Lineage: Eukaryota; Metazoa; Arthropoda; Insecta; Diptera; Drosophilidae
Exons: 4
Coding region: 60-1574 (504 amino acids)
Source: RefSeq, a predicted model, not a curated record